Molecule: messenger RNA, 6324 nt
Organism: Python bivittatus (Burmese python)
Lineage: Eukaryota; Metazoa; Chordata; Lepidosauria; Squamata; Pythonidae
Source: RefSeq, a predicted model, not a curated record
CCCCUCCUUUCGGUGGCGUCAGAAAUAGAAACGACUCGAUCCAGUUUGGCGACAAGCGGGAGAGGAACGCGCCGGCUCGAAGGGCGCCCUGGAUUUCCCUGGCUCGCUGUCAGAACGUAAGGGGGGCGAAGGAGGAAAAGAAAGGACCAGUUCCCCGCCGCAAGUAGUGUCUGGAUUUCUUACCUCCCUUCCGCCUUGGAGGAAGCCGAAUCCCCUCCUUUAUUCCGUAAGGAAGCUCGUUAUAAUACUCAGAGCCACAAGGUGCAUUGAAACAAAAACCCGGAGUAAGGCGCACUUAAACGCUUCAGGUUGGAAAGCACGCUUUGGGCACAGCGAUCAUGGCGCUGGAUUUCCUUGCAGGCUGCGUAGGAGGUGCCGCUGGUGUAUUGGUAGGACAUCCAUUUGAUACAGUCAAGGUGGGUCGACUUUUCACAAACUUUCUUACAAUAUGUGAUUAGGCCGAAGGUAGUACUAGCCCUUACAAAUAGAAUGGGGAAGGGAUGUAGAUGUUUGAGACCAAGUAAAACACGUAUAGACCUUUCAGUAGAUUACAGUCAUACUAAAAUACUUUAACGUCCCAUUAAACCUUCCACAGAAAUGGAGCAUUUAGAGUUUCAGGUUACAUCAGCCCUUGUCUGAUGCACUUAAAAAGUGUUCUGAGAUAUGAGUCUUCAACCAUAUUUUAAUAAGAUAGUUCAGUGACAUCUAAUAAAUCCUAGAUAUAGUUUUGAGCGUACAUAACUCUUUUGUACUAAAAUAAAAUUUUAAAAUGCACUUUCCUUAAUCCUGCUUUAUCUGGUGCACUUCUUUUAUUUGCAUUUGAAGCAAUUAAUUUGUUAAUUAUAUUGACUAGAUGACUGUUUGCUGCAUGAUGAAACAGUCUUGCUGAUUUAAUGUGCUUCUUCCCAUCCAAGGAAAGAUGUUGUGAGUUUUCAAUGACAAUUUUUAUUUUCUUGUUUAAGACAUGGAUGUAUAUGGGUUGCUGUUGGAGAGAUAAGUAGUAAAAUUUUUGGCAAGAAAAAAAACACUAGAAUUUGGGUAAUAUCUGUGGCUGUACAGAAGCCAGAUAAUAUCUCAAAACAGGAUUGUGAAAUAAGAUACAAAUAAUGGGAAUACAGGGAUUUGAGUUGUAAACAUGUUCAUAUUUUUACUUUAGAGAAACCCUCACUGAAAUCUGUGGGGAUUCUUUUUGAAUAUUUACGUGCAGGAUGAAGUUAUAAUGCUAUAGAAUAUAAAUUAAAGUAAAAGGGCUUAAAUCCAAAUAUUUCAGCUUGUAUGUGAAUUGUGUAACCUUUUUGAAGAGAAAAUGUGCUGAAUAACACUCUGUAGAUAAUCUUAUAGAGUCAAAGACUAGUUAGCAGCUAUAAGUCUUAAGAAAUGUAAAGUCUGUUGACUUAUAAAUGUAUUUUUAAUUAUUUCAUGCCGAGAAAUAAUUUUUGCUAUGAAUUCAUUUUGUUAAAUUACUCUGAAUUUCCUUCCACAUUGUUUCUUAUCAGAAUGAGUAGAUUCUAGGAGUUACAUUUAAUCCUGCAUAUAUUUUAUGGACAGGUUUACAGAAUGAAAGAAUAAGCUGGCAUUCCUGAAUUGAAAUUUAUUUUAGUUUAAUUAUUUUGGUGCAUUUAUAUUCCAUCUAUCACAAACAUGGUAUCUGUGGGAUGUCUAAGUGGUUUUUCACUGGCUUUCUUAGCUUAAGAAAUAUGAUCGCAUCAUGUGUCCUCAAACUGUGCUUGGGCACCAAACAAUAUACUUUCUUGGAAACAUGUUUGACAGAGUAUGCUUACAAAGCAAAUGUAUCAUGGUUGGGAGGUUACUUAAUUUAUCAUAAAUCACCGAGAGACGUUUAUAAUUUGCACAAUACCAACGUUAAAACAAAUAAUUUCUUCUGUAAAUAUACAUGCAUAUAAGUUUAUCUUAAAUGUUUAGCUUGCUACUAUGUUGUCAAAGGAAUAAUGAUACAGCUACUCACACUGAGAGAAGGAAGGGGGAUCUGUUUUGCAGACAGAUUCUAUACAUAUUUAUUUGGAACUACAUCCCAUUGGGGGAUUAGCUUCCAAGAAAAUAUGCACAGGAUUGUAUCAUUACUUUCUUUUAACCUGUCAGAAAUAAAACCACUGGUUUCAUGAAAGGACAGUUUAUGUAGAAUUUAAUCUUUGUUAGUCUUACCUAAUAUGAAAGUCUUUUCCUGAGCAAACUGAGUAGCUAGGCGCUAUUUUCUCUUGAAUGCUACAUUUUAAAAAUAAAUGUAAUGGAAUUUAAAACAAAGUUUAGUAACUUUCCAGUAGUUGUACAGAUUAGGCAGGUUGGGUUUGUGGGAUGGGGAGGGGAGGGCAUGUAAAAUGGGGAAGAUGCUGAAGUGUUUUGGAACCAGCUCUUCAAGUGGAGACUCCUCCCCCCACUUUGUUGAUGUAAUAUGUACAAUUGCUUUGUUGCUUAACUGCCUUUACUUUUUGAGCUAGGGGCUGUCUUCAUUAACAGCAAAAGUGUUACUUUGUUGUAGAUGACAGAUAAGCCUCAUCACGGGAGAGUUACCUAGUACGCCUUCAAGUUCAAAAUGUGGAGAAGCCGCUUUACCGUGGGACUGUACAUUGUUUUCAGUCUAUCAUAAAGCAAGAAUCUGCUCUUGGACUUUAUAAAGGUAUUGGGUCACCAAUGAUGGGACUUACCUUCAUUAAUGCCCUUGUCUUUGGCGUUCAAGGGAACGCUCUCCGUGCUCUUGGAAAGGACACACCGCUACAUCAGUUCCUUGCAGGUUCAGCAGCAGGUGCCAUUCAGUGUGUGAUCUGCUGUCCUAUGGAACUGGCUAAGACACGGAUGCAGCUGCAAGGAACAGGAGAAUACAAGUUGAAGUCCAAGAACUACAAAAACUCUUUGGACUGCUUGGUGAAGAUAUAUCGAAAGGAAGGCCUGAAAGGCAUCAACAGGGGAAUGGUUUCCACAUUUCUGAGAGAGACACCCAGCUUUGGUUUCUACUUUUUGACAUAUGACUGCCUAACCAGGUAUCUGGGGUGUGAGGCGGAGGACAAUUACAUUGUUCCCAAACUGCUUCUGGCAGGAGGCAUGUCUGGCAUAGUCUCCUGGCUCUCUACAUAUCCUGUGGAUGUCAUCAAGUCCCGCCUUCAGGCUGAUGGAGUUGGUGGAAUCAUACGGUAUCAGGGAAUUCUGGACUGUGUUAGAAAAAGCUAUCGGGAUGAAGGCCUAAGGGUGUUCACAAAAGGUCUUACAUCCACAUUGCUUCGUGCUUUCCCUGUUAAUGCUGCAACUUUUGCCACUGUUACAGUGUUCCUUACAUAUAUGAGGUCAGAGGAUGGCCAGAUCAGAGGCGAUUUAAGUGGAUGUGAGGCUGGUCCAGUGAUCCAGCAGCCUUCAAGUUUUUAAAUUGACUGGAAGAUAAAGUUGUACCUGUUACAUAUAAGAUGCCAUCAUUUUUUUAAAAAAAAUAUCUGGAUACCAAAAUUACACAUUUCGGUCUGUAUAAAGCAUCUUUUUAACAUCUCAUUUAUAAAAGCAGCUUAAUGCUUUAGGAAGACUCUGAGUUAACUCUAGAAAUUCAGACAAUGAAAGGACUUGCCCUUUUAAUAUGUGCUUAAAAAUACAUCCGCUGCAUUUUUUCAAUGCAGCCUUGACAUCAACUCCCAUAAUCCCCCAGCCAAUGCAUUAUUAAGGAAAUUCAAUGCAGCUACUGGUCACCAAGUUGAAGAAGUCAGCUUCAAUAUAUUGCAGCCAGCUCGAAAUGCCAUACUUCGCCUAUCAACCUUGAUGCUAAAUUCCUAUUCAGACUCUAUCCAUGUCCAAACAGGAAGAGAAGGGAAGAAUAGGGGCUUUGAACAGAUAAUGAAGGCUUGUAUGCACAGAUGUCACACCCCUUUCAUGUUCAUUGGCUCUCAAUGCACAUUGAAGGUCUGGAUUUGGCUCUCUGUUCUGAUUAUUGCUGAAUCUGACUACUCUAUUCUGUUUAAAGCUGGUUGUCCUGGUAAAUGUAGGGCUAAAAACACUUGCUUCAUUUUCCUGCACUUUAUGCAAGGGGAGCUUGUGUUCUUCCAAAUAAUCUUGGCUUAUAAUUCACAGCCAUCUAAUCAGUGGCCUUGCUGGUGGGAACAGACGGGGUUGAACAACUGGAGAACUACAAGUCUUUGCCCCCUCUAUAUUUUAACAUCCUGUUGCAAGUCAUUCUGUAAAUGAUGUAAGCUACACUUUUACCUUUUUUUAAAAAAAAUUUGCAGUACCUGUUAGGAAGCCUAUAGCCUCUUCCUGCUAGUUGUGAAUAUUUUAGGACAAUGUAUGAACAGCCUGCUCUAUCUCUUGAUCAGUAUGCAGUAAGUUCACUAUCUUAAUCCUGCCACUCAGUAUGCAGAUACCUUCCCUGCUAUUUUUAGAUUAUGGCUUGUUUUUCUGUGCUUCAAAUGCACUUGUGCAGGCAGAUUGCUGCUAUUUGCAUUUGCCUCUUAAUUUUUUUUGUAAUGUAUGCAGUUGCAUCUUGUAAAUGUUUAAAAAUAUUUUAGUUACUACCGUUUUGAGUUGAAAGCUAGAGUAAGCUGUCAGAAAUCUGUUACAACGCAAAAUGUAGACUAACUUGAUUGUUUUUUAGGGUGGUGGUGAUAUAUUGCUUAAAUUACAAUUUCUCCAUGAUUGGGGUAUAUGCACAUAAUUGUGAACUAUACGUAAUAGGAUAAAGGAUGAAAGUAUAUUUAAAAGGAUUUAACAGAAAUGUAUUUUAGAGAAUGCAAUAUUUAAAACAGAAGUAGAGCUCAGUAGUUUAGGAAGGGUUGGUGAACAUGUUACCUGAUAAACUAUCAAGCCUAUUUAAUAGCAUACUUAAAUAGAAAUGCUACAACAUAGUCCCACUGAUAUCAGUAAUAUACUAAGUCAUUAAUUGGGUUUUAGUAACAAAUGUUUAAGGUUGCAAUGGUAUACAUGCUUACCUGGAUGCACAUCUGAUUGAACUCCAACCGAGCUGAUUUCUGAAGAGCAAAAAUACCACCAUUGGCCUAGUGAUAAUGUCUUUCAGGAUGUACUGAUAAAACAAUCCGGGCAGUCAAACAUCUCUUUCACAUCACUAAGUGAAGAAAAAAGCCUUAAACUAUAUCAGAAUUUGGCAUCUCCCUCUGCAGUAAUGAAAUCUGUAGGAGUUGCCUACUAAGUAUUGGAAAUCUCAAGAAUAGUUAGCUUGACACUGGAAGUUUUGUUUCUGUCCACACCCAUCUCACUUAAAGAUCUGCUCCUAACAACUGUUCUGGGUAGGGAAAAAAAAUUCUCUAAUUUUAUGCCAAUAUUUUCACAUAUAUAGAGAAUGGUGGUGAAGAACUGUAUAGCUAUGUGACGUUUCAAUUACAGAGAUUUGAUUCCAAACAAAUUUAAGUAGCUCUCCAAAUUUAAUCAACAUGGAGUUGAAUUGGAUGCAUUCUGAGGUGAGUUUGGCAUAUGCAGAGUAUUUUUCCAAAUCAAUUGAGAAACAUCAAUCCAUUUGAUGUUAUAAUUCAAAUUGAAGCCACUCUCUGCAGUCCUACAGGAUUGGACAUAAUGUCAUUACUCUGGCUGACUUCCUCACACACACUCUUCCAUGGUAACAUAAUGUAAAUGCUCAUUUACCUGAGUUGGACAAAAAGAUGUGGAGCUCCUCAAGUCCAAAGCAGGGAUUAACACUGCCACUUACCCAUUCAGGAAACACAGUGUAUGAAUGUCAUGUGAGAUUGCCAAGCAGCAAGAGGUGAGUGUAACCUUUAGACCUGACACGAUUUCAUUGCCCAUAAGGACACCUUGAUAAGUUAACACUCAGCCAGUGGUCACUAUCUAGCACAUAGUGAGUCAUCAAAGAACCCUACAAAUGUUUUAAAUUGCAGUUGCACUGUUAGCUAGAUCCUGCAAUAUAAAAGUUGUUUAAACACCACUUUUCUCACAUGCUUUUAAGUACUUCCUAUUCUUUUUCCAUUGCUGCUCUCAAGAAUGUGCAAGUCACCCUCCCCCCCAAAAUUGGUACCACUUGCAGACUUAGCUUUAGGCCAGAGCUAACAUAGUUAAGGUUUCCAAAGCAUCAGUUGAAGGCCAUUAUUCUAGCUGCUGAAGAGACAAGGUGAAGAAAAGCUGGUGGAAAAUCUAUCAGUGUGAUACAGAACAGAGGCUAUAUAUAGAAUGUACCAUUAACUAAUUGCAGUGGAUGAUAGUAUUUUUGGGACAGGUGCAAUAUAUCUGCUCAAACUCUUUUUAAUAAAAAUCUAGCCAAUUGUUUUAACAAUUAUGCUGGAGAAACCUGUAAAAUUGGAUUGCUGCUUCUGUACCUUGCAGGUAUGCUGGAUGUUUUAACACUACUUGCAGGGACAUUCAAAUUGA